CUGGGUCACUGUUGUCGCCACUCUCUCCCGCCUAAAAGCUCCGAAGGCCGCUCCCUUCUCCAUUGCUGCGCGUCCGCCCGCACUCGGUGGGUCAGACCAGCGACAUGGAGGGUUGUGUCGGGGAGGAAUCUUUCCAGCUGUGGGAGCUCAAUCGCCGCCUGGAGGCCUACCUGACCCGGGUAAAGACGCUGGAGGAGCAGAACCAGCUGCUCAGCGCGGAGCUUGGGGGACUCCGGGCGCAGUCCGGGGAUGCCUCCUGGCGGGCCCGAGCCGACGACGAGCUGGCAGCGCUGCGGGUCCUCGUCGAUCAGCGCUGGCGGGAGAAGCACGAGGCCGAGGUGCAACGCGACAACCUGGCUGAAGAGCUGGAGGGCGUGGCGGGCCGGUGCCAGCAAGUGCGGCUCGCCCGGGACCGGACCAGUGAGGAGGUCGCCUGCAGCCGGCGCGCACUCGAGGCGGAGAAGAGUGCGCAGGGCUGGCUGAGCUCCCGGGUUGCGGAGCUGGAGCGAGAGUUAGAGGCUGUGCGGGCGGCGCACGAGGAAGAGCGCGCGCACCUGAACGCGCAGGCUGCCUGUGCGCCACUCCGGCUCGCCGCGCCGCCCCACGGACCGCCGGCUCGGGCCCCCGAGGUGGAGGAGCUGGCCCGAAGGCUAGGCGAAGCGUGGCGCGGGGCGGUGCGCGACUACCAGGAACGCGUGGCUCACAUGGAGAGCUCCCUGGGCCAAGCCCGCGAGCGACUGGCCCGAGCUAUGCAGGGUGCUCGGGAGGGUCGCCUUGAGCUGCUGCAGCUGCAGGCUGAACGCGACGGCCUCCAGGAGCGCAGAGAGGCUCUGGAACAGAGGUUGGAGGGCCGCUGGCAGGACCGGCUGCAAGCCACUGAAAAGUUCCAGCUGGCUGUGGAUGCCCUGGAGCAGGAGAAGCAGGGCCUACAGAGCCAAAUUGCUCAGAUCCUGGAAGGUGGGCAGCAACUGGCACACCUCAAGAUGUCACUUAGUCUGGAGGUGGCUACAUACAGGACUCUGCUGGAGGCUGAGAAUUCCCGGUUGCAAACACCUGCCCGAAGUUCCCAGGCUUCCCGUGGCUUUCACGACCCCAAGCUGAAGCUGCAUUUCCUUGGGACACCAGAGGAUCAGCACCUGGGAUCUGUGCUUCCUGUCCUCACUCCGACACCCCUCCCUUCCCCCAUGCCCAAUACCCUUGAGACUCCAGUGACAGCCUUUCUGAAGACCCAGGAAUUCCUUCAGGCCCAAACCCCCACCUUGGCCAGCACACCCAUCCCACCCAUGCCUGAGGCUCCCUGUCCUACAAAAGCAGAAGUCAGAGCCCAGGAUGCCCCUCUUUCCCUGCUCCAGACACAGGGUGGGAGGCAACAGGGUCCAGAGCCUCUCUGGACCGAAGCCACAGUGUCUGUUUCCACCAGUGAGGAGCCUGGGGGCAAGCAGCCCAGCCACUUACCCAAGGAUCUGACCUCCUCAGCCCACUCCGUGUUAGAGACUAAAGAUGAAGAAUCCAGUGAGUCUAGAGUUUCUAGCAUAUUCCAGGAAGAUGAAGGGCAAAUCUGGGAGCUAGUAGAGAAAGAAGCUGCCAUAGAGGUAAAAGUAGAGAGGAGCUCUGCACAGGAGACACAAGAAGAUGGUCUGGACAUGGAAGAAAUCCAGGAUUCCCAGGGUCCUUUGCAAAAGGAAACCCUAGAGGCUCCAGAAGAGGAGCCACUGAUGUCUCUGAAAAUCCAGAGCCACGAGACACCAGGGAAGGAGAAUUGGAAUUCUCUGCGGUCUAUAGACCAGACCCUGGGAACUCUAAAAAGCUCAGAAGAAAAACAAACACUGCUGAAGUCUUUAGAAGAAAAGGAUGUAGAAUCAGAGAAAACUCUAGAAAGGGGGCUUCCUGAGCUGUCUAAGCCUUUAGGAAAAGAAGACCCAGGAAUUGAGGAUGAUCAAGAAUUAAUAUCUCCUGAAGGUACACUAGAGACAGUUUCAUCUAUAGGAAAGGAAAAUCAAGAAGUAGUGAGAUCUUCAGAAGAGAACUUAGAGCCAUUGACAGCUUUUGAAAAGGAAAGCCAGCAUCCACUGGGAUGUCCAGAAGAAGAGAACCAGAUAGUUGAGAGGCUGAUAGAAAAGGAGGGUCAGGAGUCCCUGAGGUCUCUGGAAGAGGAGGACCAGAGUAUUGUGAAGCCUCUAGAAAGAGAGAGUCAGGAAUCUCUGAAGUCUCUUGAUGAAAUCCAGGAGACCAUUAUACCACCAGGAAGCAAGAAUCAGAAGCAACUGAAAUCUCUAGAAGUAGAAGAGGAGCAGAGAAUCGUGAAACCUCUGGAAAAAGAAGUGGAGCUCCUGAGGUCUCUAGAAGACAACGGCCAGAUGACUGCGGGCCUGGUACAGAACGAGACUCAGGAGUCCCUGCGGUCUCAUAAAGACAGAGACCAGGAGACCCAGGAUCCACAGAGGUCUCUCGAAGACAACGGCCAGAUGACUGGGGGCCUGGUACAGAACGAGACUCAGGAAUUCCUGUGGUCUCAUAAAGACAGAGACCAGGAGACCCAGGAUCCACAGAGGUCUCUAGAAGAAGAGGACCAGAUGACUGCGGGCCUGGUACAGAACGAGACUCAGGAGUCCCUGCGGUCUCAUAAAGACAGAGACCAGGAGACCCAGGAUCCACAGAGGUCUCUCGAAGACAAUGACCUGAUGACUGCGGGCCUGGUACAGAACGAGACUCAGGAGUCCCUGCGGUCUCAUAAAGAUAGAGACCAGGAGACCCAGGACCCACAGAGGUCUCUAGAAGAAGAGGGCCAGGGGAUUGUGAACUAUCUAGAAAAAGAAGAUCAAGAGUUCCUGGGGUCUUUAGAAGAAGAGCAGGUGGUCAAGCAAUCUCUAGAAAGGGAGAGCCAUAAACCACUGAGUUCUGUUGAAAAAAAGGACUGGGUGACUGAGAACCUGCUAGACACAGAGAGUCAGGACUCGGGGAAGUCUUUUGAAGAGGAGAACCAGCAGAUCUUUAGAUCUCUGGGAAAAGAGACUCCAGAGUCCCUGUGGUCUCCCGAAGAGCAGGACCAAGAGAUACAGAGAUCUCUUCAACAAGAGACUGGACAGAUAGUCAGGGAUGUAGGGGAUGAACAGCUGGCGGUGAGACAACCAGACGUAGAGACGCCUUUUGGAAGACAGAGCCCAGUGUCACUGGAAGGAAGAGCGGAGACAGUGAAGUCUUCAGACACAGAGAACAUAGAACCACUGAAGAGUGCUGAGGCGGGUCUGCAGACAGUGAACUCUGUGCAAGUGCAAGAGCCAUUGUGGUCUCCAGAAGUGACUAGAGAGACAGCGAAACCUCUAGAAAAUGAAAUUCAGGAAUCACUGGGGUAUGUGUAUGGGAACCAAGAGACCCUGAGACCCCUUGAAAGGGAGAAUCAAGAAUUGAGAUCUCUGGGCAAGUGGAACCUAGAGACUGUGGACUCUCUAGAAGGGAUGGGGGCGGCUGGGCAGCAGCUGGAAGCGGAAGGCUGCCUAGAUAAGAAUGAGCAGCAAGAAUCAGCGAGGUCUCUGGCAGAGGUGGGGCAGGAGCUGCCUGGCUCUAGAAAUCAACAAAAGUGGGAAGACAUGGUGGAGGACGGAGCAGUGAAUCAGGACCCAGUCCUAGGGAGAACAGGCAUGGAAAGCGAGGAAGAGGCAGAGCUGCCCCUGACUGGGCAAAGUGGGAAGGAAGAAGCUGCUGAGGACAGGGAGCUGCGGCUACAAGUCAAGGGGGAGGCCUGUAGCCUGGGGAGCUCUGAGCCCAAGGAGCAGAGGGUCCCCAGUGAGGAAGACAACAGGAAGGGGAGCGCUGAGGCCUUCCAGGACAUGGAGGGACCACCAGAGCAGGUGGAGACCUUAGAGGUCCCAGUUGCCCAGGGAAUGCCAGAAGUGACAGAGCCCCUGUUGCAAGAUGAGGCUAUAGCACUAACAGGUGAACAAGACUCCAAAGAGCUUACCCUGGGCUCAGAGGCUGCUACCAGAGAUGGACUGGAGCAGGAAGUGUUAGGGUUAGGGAAACCAGAGCAUCUGGCCAGGGAGGAGGCCAUUCACCCAUCCCUGGAGGAGCAAAGUGUGGAGGUAAAGAGAGCUCAGGACUUGGAAGGGCCUGAAAAAGAACCAUCCGAGACAGGCGCUCUGGAGUCAGAGAUCUUUGAACUGCACAAGACUAGCAGUGAUGCUCUAGAACCCAAGAGCUUCAAGAAGUCAGAGCCUGCGGUGGGCUGGGGAAUAGAGGAGGCCUCAGUGGAGACCUCAGACCAUGAGGGCAGUGCUGUCCCUCAGCCCAGGCUCUCAGAGACAGAGGAAGAUGAGGGCACACAGGCUGUACCGGCACUCCCUGGUCCCAAGUUCAUGGAACCUUCUUCAUACAUCCCAGCCCUGGAAGAUGCCUGUGAGCUGCAGCCCCGGGCUGAGGGGAUUCAGGAAGCUGGGUGGCAGCUAGAAGGUGGGUCUGAAGCUCUGAGGAAAGUAGGAGAUGAGCAAGAGUUUGGUCUGGGGGAGACCCCCGAGGGCCUCCAGGAUUGGGAGGAGAGCAGAGAAGAGAGUGAGGCGGAUGAGUUAGGGGAAACUCUCCCGGACUCUACUCCCCUGGGUCUCUACCUGAGGUCCCCUACCUCCCCAAAGUGGGACCUAGCUGGAGAGAAGAGGCUCUCCCCUCAAGGAGAGGCCAGGGAGGAAGGCUGGGGUCCUCCUGUCCUCAGCAACCCACCCGGGGAGGAGGAACAAGGUCCUGACUCUGACCUGUCAUCUGAGGAAUUUGAGGACCUGGGGACUGAGGCCUCUUUUCUUCCAGGGGUUCCCAAGGGGGCGGCAGAUCAUCUGGGCCAGGUUCCUUCAGUACUGGAGCCUGAAAGCUGGGAUCAGGGCGGGGAGUCUGAUGGCUUUGCUGAUGAAGAGGAGAGUGGGGAGGAGGGAGAAGAACAUGAAGAGGCUGAGUCAGGGGCUCAGUGGUGGGGGCCAGGGCCCUCUGGUGGGGGUUUCAAGGUCCAGGAUAUCACCCAAAGAGGGGACCUCCUGGAACAGGGAUCUGUGGGUGUCAGUGGUCCUUGGGAUGAUGGCUUGAGAGGUGCUGCAGCUAAUAGCGCUGUGACUGCCCUGGACACUGAGUCUCAGGACAGCGCUGAACCUUCUGGGUCAGAGGGGUCUGAGUCUGUUUCCUUGGAGGGAGAGGACCAUUUGGAUGCCCCCCAAGAGGUGACUAGCACGGUCCCAGGGGUUGGAGAUACCCAGAGCCCCAACUCGGAGUUAGAGCACAUGAAUGGGAGGGUGGAGACUGGAUUAGAGCAGUCUGAGGGGAAGGAAGGUCUGGAUGGGGACCAGGACCAGGGACGCCUUUUACAGGAACAGGAAGUGGGUGCCCUAAAGGCCUCCUUGGUAGUUUCUCCUAUGCACCUAGGCCCAAGUCAGUCCCUGGAAUUCCCUCUGAGUGGAGUAGAUGGAGAUUCCUGGUCCUCAGAGGAAGACUAGAGAAAGCUUCUCUGGCUCUGAAGACUUAAUGGUAGAGGGGAUGUCCUUCCUGAUCUGGGCCAGCACCCUUCGCUUUGAUAGCUUGACCUGUGGUGUCCUGAAGAGGUGGCUGGCUGAGGGAGAUGAGGUCCUGUCAGGGCCUCCUGAAGGCUCAAGCCAGGUGAGCCCCUGUAGUUCUAGACCGCCUUUCUUCUGCAUCUCACCUGCUGGAAGAAGCCUGGGCUCAGAGCUUUCGCACGGGGCUGUUCUGGCCAGGUCUUGUGAGCCCCGCCUGUCUACAGUAGUGCCAUCCCCACAAGGUGAGGCUUGGCCUAUGCCCAGAGGAGCUGAGGGCAACAAUUCUGACUGACCUUUCACCUCAUCUCAGCCUGCUGAGACUUUGUUCUGCUCUUUCUUGAUUAAAUAAAGUUGCAU
This is a messenger RNA of Chionomys nivalis (European snow vole), 5882 nucleotides long. It is a transcript of the gene Nes, whose product is annotated as nestin. The record is from RefSeq and is a predicted model, not a curated record. The transcript is spliced from 4 exons. Gene Ontology annotation, biological process: positive regulation of intermediate filament depolymerization. The coding region runs from base 105 to 5468 and encodes 1787 amino acids. Lineage: Eukaryota; Metazoa; Chordata; Mammalia; Rodentia; Cricetidae. Gene Ontology annotation, cellular component: intermediate filament. Gene Ontology annotation, molecular function: CCR5 chemokine receptor binding; intermediate filament binding.